CUGAAGGCGAUCCGCCACUGGCAGACUUGUACUCGACCACGGCGACCAACAGCUCGCGCGGCAUAUUUCCUUCGCAUUCGAAGCCACAGAAGGUAUUGGCGGACUUCACGAAGCUCAUCGAGACGGUGGCGCGAGACAUCAGGGAGUACAAAAACUACUGCGCCUUCUUUUUUUCUGCUUUUUCUGGAGAUGUCAACGAAAGGUAUCGAGAGUACUAUAAGAAGACACUGACGCCGGCUCUUCGAGACUUUUACGAGAUGAGCUACUACGGGGUGGUCUAUCCGGACGAGCUCGAAAAGGUGCGCGCAAUGGCGAGCUCGAUGGCAACAAACUACGCCUUUAACUUAAUUCGGAUGAUGCGUAAUAUGGGAGAGCACUUGAUGGAGGAAAAAGCCUGGCUCAAAAAGAGGGAGAAAGCCGCUCUGGAUAAAUACAGGGAGAUCCAGUCGGAGGUUGAGGAGGAGCUACACAGCCGUGUUCUGGCCAGUGCAGACGCCAAGGCGGAGCGGGUCACGAUGGAAUCUCUACGCCAGAAGAAAACGCGACUGCGGGAGCCGCUGUUUUUUGCUUUCAUGCAGCUUUUCCCCGACUUGGUGCUAGAUUUGCGCGACUUCCGUCGUGCUUGGAAAGCUCUUGAUGUACACACGGUCGAGGAAAACGGGGGCCGUGGGCUCUCGCAGCUCAUGGUGGACAUAGAGUCUUUUGACUCCAUUGCCGUGAAAAAAACCCUGGAACGGCUGGAGCAGUUCUGCGUCUCACAGCAGGAGCGACAGAAGGAAAGGCUUGCCGAUGGCAAGGACGCGCACCGCUCGAGCGCUCGGAUCAAGCUCCGCUACCGGGAUCUUCUUGGGUACAAAAACAACUAUGGA
Amoebophrya sp. A25 is the source of this 869-nucleotide messenger RNA. The record is from the annotation of a GenBank genome assembly. NCBI's taxonomy places the organism in Eukaryota, Dinophyceae, Syndiniales, Amoebophryaceae.